Messenger RNA from Capsicum annuum, 1335 nucleotides. RefSeq names its product vesicle transport protein GOT1. The coding region runs from base 592 to 996 and encodes 134 amino acids. The record is from RefSeq and is a predicted model, not a curated record. The transcript has 6 exons. Gene Ontology annotation, biological process: endoplasmic reticulum to Golgi vesicle-mediated transport; retrograde transport, endosome to Golgi. Lineage: Eukaryota; Viridiplantae; Streptophyta; Magnoliopsida; Solanales; Solanaceae.
GACUGGUAUUACUAAUAUCAGAAUGUUGAAUGCAAGAAUGUGUAUUGAUGAACUUUGUAGUUUUUGUAGAUGCUAUGGUCUAUGUAUCGGUAAAGACUGUUGCAUUCACUUGCUUCGUAGUGUUUCAUAUGCUUGUGUUUGAAUAUCUUUUACCUGAUUUGUUUUAAUGUAUUGUAGGAAAUCUUGAUCUGAUCUCUCUUAGCUUGAGGGUGCAGAACAAUUUAAUUGUAUCCACAAUUUGAUUUAGUCGUUACAUUGAUUUUUUGUUUUCUUCUGGUACUGGUAUCCUAGGCUUAUAGGUAAAGUUUCCUUAAUUAGCAAACAAUUUAUGUGUAUUUAACUGUUUAUGAAGUAUUUGGAGUUGAAGAAAAUAUUGCGUUAAUAGUCGAAAAGUUAAUUUGGGGGAAAACGUCAGAUCAAAACUUAAAGAUGAAUUUUUAAUUUUGGACUGUAGGAACUUGUGAGAGUUGCAUAUUUAAUAUUAUUUCUGGAAUGGUGUUAAACUUUCUGACAUCCCAAAAUGAAAAAAAACGUUUCUUAUGAACUGGGAUAGAUGGAAUAUGAUGAUUCGGCUACUUACCGCAAAUAUAGAUGUUGAAAGAAGAGAUUGGGCUAGGGCUUACUGGAUUUGGAGUAUUCUUCUCAUUCUUGGGGAUUAUGUUCUUCUUUGAUAAGGGACUAAUUGCCAUGGGAAAUAUCCUCUUCUUCUCAGGGGUGGCACUAACCAUUGGUCUCAAGUCAUCCAUGCAAUUUUUUAUGAAGCGCAACAAUUAUAAGGGAACAGCUUCAUUUGGUGCUGGCUUUUUCUUUGUUGUCAUUGGUUGGCCUGUAUUAGGAAUGAUUCUCGAGUCUUAUGGAUUCAUUAUACUCUUCAGUGGUUUCUGGCCAACGGUGUCGGUGUUCCUGCAAAAGAUACCUAUUCUAGGUUGGAUCUUCCAGCAGCCCUUUGUCAGAUCGUUCUUUGACCGCUACCGUGGAAAACGAGUCCCUGUAUAAACGUCAGUUAAAUGGUGCAAUGAAGCGAACAUCAGUUAACCUUGUAUGUUUGUAAAGUACUCUGUUCUCAGGAUUGCCGUUUCGAAGGGUAUUGACACAACUUGACAGUAUAGUUUGUUCGCAGUUGGUGUGAGCCUUGGCGCCUACCGAACUUUUUCGACUGCAAAACUUUUUUUUUUAUAUCUUAGUUUCUAGAGCAAAAGAAUUAAUUUUGUUUCAUUAAGUUCUAUGAUGUGCUGAACUUUCCGAUUUAACUUUUGCCAAUUCAUCGACAUAUGAAAUGUGUUUCUGACUACAAUGGACGCUUCUUACGCUAUACAAUGGACGCUUCUUACUGUA